Messenger RNA from Scomber scombrus (Atlantic mackerel), 3549 nucleotides. RefSeq names its product NACHT, LRR and PYD domains-containing protein 12-like. The record is from RefSeq and is a predicted model, not a curated record. Lineage: Eukaryota; Metazoa; Chordata; Actinopteri; Scombriformes; Scombridae. Gene Ontology annotation, biological process: regulation of apoptotic process. Gene Ontology annotation, molecular function: protein binding.
AUGGCGAAACUUAAGGAGGAGCUCUUGAAUAUUCUUGAAAACUUAAAAGAUGAUGACUUCAAGAAUUUCAAGUGGUUCCUGGAGCAGGAAAACAUCCUGGAGGGCUUUAAAGGCAUCCCAGUGGUUCAGCUGGAGAAUGCAGCAAGGCGGGACACAGUGGAUCUGAUGGUUCAGAAAUAUCAGGAUCAUGGAGCUCUGCAGCUAACCAAGAAGGUUUUAGAAAAGAUUGGCAGGAAUGAUCUGGUGCAGAGUUUACACAACUCCCAACCAGAGCCAAAAGGAUUUCAGGAUUCAGAAAUACACAAGAUCACUCUGAUAAGGAAAAGUCAACAUGUGAAUGAUGGAACUGAAGAAUUAGAAAUUAGACCCCUCCUCAACAGUAGUUACACUAAGGUCUACAUCACGGAAAAAAAUUGUGAAGAGGUUAAUGCUCAACAUGAAGUGAGGCAGCUCGAGAUAGCCUCCAAGAUGGAGACACUCCAUGACACUUGUAUCAACUGCCAUGACAUUUUCAAAGCCUUACCUGACCAACAGAAAUACAUCAGAGCUGUUAUGAUGAGCGGCGUCGCUGGCGUUGGAAAAUCCUUCUCAGUGCAGAAGUUUAUUCUGGACUGGGCAGAGGGCUCCAAAAACCAAGAUAUCAGUCUGCUGAUUCCACUUCCAUUCAGGGAGCUGAACAUGAUCAGAGAUGAGCCACACAGUCUGCUCACACUGAUCCGUCGUUUCUAUCCAACAUUACAGAACAUCACAGCAGAGAUGCUCAAAUCUAAAGACUUUAAAGUUUUGUUCAUCUUUGACGGCCUGGAUGAAAGCAGACUGUCACUGGAUUUCAACGACAGGAAGGAGGUCAUGUCUGAUGUCACACAGAAGUCGUCAGUCAGCGUGCUGCUGAGAAACCUCAUCGAGGGGAAUCUGCUUCCCUUGGCUCUCGUCUGGAUCACUUCCCGACCUGCAGCAACCAAUCAGAUCCCUCGUACAUGUUUUGACAGGAUAACAGAAGUACGAGGCUUCACUGAUGCCCAGAAGGAGGAGUACUUCAGGAAGAGAUUCAGUGAUGAAGAGCUGUCCAGCAGAAUCAUCUCACACAUCAAGACAUCCAGGAGCUUCCACACCAUGUGUACCAUCCCAGUCUUCUGCUGGAUCAUUGCUAGAGUUUUGAAGCUCAUGUUGACUCCAGACCAGAGAGGAGAGCUGCCCAAGACCCUGACUGACCUGUACUCACACUUCCUGGUGGUUCAGACAAAGAGGAAGAAGAACAAGUAUCUUGAGGGACAUGAGAAAAGUCUGCUGAAGCUGACAGAAGCUGACGGUGAAGUUCUUCUGAAGCUAGGGAGGCUGGCGUUUGAACAUCUGGAGAAAGGAAACAUCAUGUUCUACCAAAAAGACCUGGAGCAGUGUGGUCUUCAUGUCACAGAGGCCGCGGUGUUGUCAGGAUUUUUUACAGAGAUCUUCAAAGCAGAGAGUGUGAUCUUUGAGGAAAAAGUCUACAGCUUUGUUCAUCUGAGCAUACAGGAGUUUCUGGCUGCAGUCUACAUGUACCACUGUUACACCAACAACAAAACAGAGGUACUGAAGUCCUUCCUGGGAGAAGACUACAAUAACUUAUCCGUGGAUGAAUUCCUGAAGAGAGCCAUGAAGAAAUCUUUCCAAAGUGAAAAUGGCCACCUGGACCUGUUUGUUCGCUUCCUUCAUGGCCUCUCUCUGGAGUCCAACCAGAGUCUCUUAGGAGGCCUGAUGGGUGAGACAGAGAACAGUCCAGAAACCAUCCAGAGAGUCAUCAAGAACCUGAAGGAGAUGAACAUUUGGGAUACCUCUCCUGACAGAAGCAUCAACAUCUUCCACUGUCUGAUGGAGAUGAACGACUGCUCGGUACUUCAGGAAAUCCAAGAGUUCCUGAAGUCAGAGAACAGAUCAGAGAAGAAACUCUCUGUGAUCCAGUGCUCAGCUCUGGCCGACAUGCUGCAGAUGUCAGAGGAGGUUCUGGAUGAAUUGGACCUCAACAAGUACAACACAUCAGUGGAGGGACGAUGGAGACUGAUCCCAGCUGUGAGGAACUGCAGAAAGGCUCGACUUUCUGGCUGUAGACUCUCAAUGACUCACUUUGAAGUUUUGGCCUCAGCUAUGAAAUCCAACCCUCAUCUGACAGAUCUGGACCUGAGUGGAAACAAGCUGUAUGAUUCAGAAGUUAAGCUUCUGUCUGCUGGACUGAAGACUCCAGACUGUAGACUGAAGACUCUGAGAUUGAGGGGCUGCGGUUUGUCAGAGAUCAGCUGUGCUUCUCUGGUCUCAGCUCUGAAGUCCAACCCCUCCCAUCUGACAGAGCUGGAUCUGAGUGGAAACGAGCUUCAAGAUUCAGGACUGAAGCCGCUGUUUGAUUUUCUGAAGAGUCCAGACUGUAGACUGAAGACUCUGAGAUUGUUUCGCUGCUGGUUGUCAGAGAUCAGCUGUGCUUCUCUGGUCUCAGCUCUGAAGUCCAACCCCUCCCAUUUGACAGAACUGGAUCUGAGUCACAACAAGCUUCAGAACUCAGGACUGAAGCUGCUGUGUGAUUUUUUGAAGAGGCCACACUGUAGGCUGAAGUCUCUGAGAUUGAGGUGCUGCAGUUUGUCAGAGAUCAGCUGUGCUUCUCUGGUCUCAGCUCUGAAGUCCAACCCCUUCCAGCUGACAGAGCUGGAUCUGAGUAGAAAUGAGCUUCAGCACUCAGGACUGAAGCAGCUGUGUGAUUUUCUGAAGAGUCCAGACUGUAAACUGGAGACUCUGAGAUUGUUUCGCUGCAGUUUGUCAGAGAUCAGCUGUGCUUCUCUGGUCUCAGCUCUGAAGUCCAACCCCUCCCAUCUGACAGAGCUGGAUCUGAGUCACAACAAGCUUCAGGACUCAGGACUGAAGCAGCUGUGUGAUUUUUUGAAGAGGCCACACUGUACACUGAAGUCUCUGAGAUUGAGGUGCUGCAGUUUGUCAGAGAUCAGCUGUGCUUCUCUGGUCUCAGCUCUGAAGUCCAACCCCUCCCAUCUGACAGAGCUGGAUCUGAGUGACAACGAGCUUCGGCACUCAGGAGUGGAACUUCUGUGUGAUUUUCUGAAGAGGCCAGACUGUAGACUGAAGACUCUGAGAUUGAGUUGUUGCGGUUUGUCAGAGAUCAGCUGUGCUUCUCUGGCCUCAGCUCUGAAGUCCAACCCCUCCCAUCUGACAGAGCUGGAUCUGAGUUUCAACAACCUUCAGGAUUCAGGACUGAAGUUACUGUGUGAUUUUCUGAAGAGUCCAGACUGUAGACUGAAGACUCUGGGAUUGAUUGACUGCAGUUUGUCAGAGAUCAGCUGUGCUUCUCUGGUCUCAGCUCUCAAGUUCAACCCCUCCCAUCUGACAGAGCUGGAUCUGAGAUGGAACAAGCUGAAGGAUUCAGACCUGAAGCUCCUGUGUGAACUAAAGGAGAGUCCAGACUGUAGACUGGAGACUCUGAGCUGUGAGAGGAGAAUGGUGACAGAGAGAGAGAACAGUCAGCCAAUCAGAUGAGCCAGAAGUUGUUGUGAUCAUGUGUUUGAGUUGAUGUGA